AUGCCCAGUGAGGAAGACAUCCUAUCGCUAUGCUUCGAGGCUAAGCCGACUUGCGUGGCGAACUCUGCCGACAAAGUCGCCAACGUGAAGGAACAAGAUGCCCAAGAUACCCGAACUACGUUUUCGUGCAGUCCAGCAGACGUACUAGGUGUGGGAGCUUCCUGUCUGGUUCUGGGCGCAGCCUGUCAGAUUGGUGGAGCCAAGACUGAGAACCUGGCGGCGAAGUUUCUGGUUAGUGCAGGUGCUGCUGGCACACUCUGUGAGACUCAUGAAGCAAAGAUGCUGCUUGCAGCUUCGGGCAGCCCGUACAUCAUCAAGUAUCGCGGACUCUUUGAAAUGGACCUGGAACAAUCUGUCAAAGUCCGUGGCUUUUUCACUUCGGUUGUGAAGCAGCACAAGAAGAAGACGAAGGUUGAUGAGAUCCAGAGCUGCUUCUUUCUGCUGACAGACAGAUGUGACAGCAGCCUCAACAGCCUCGUGAAGGACACCCAGCUCAAGGAGUCCGAAGCUAGCUUUGCCAUCCAUUGUGUGUUACGUGGGCUCGAACACCUGCAUGCGCUUGGAAUCGUUCACCGGGAUGUGAAGGAUGCCAACAUCAUGGUUCAAGAUGGUGGCCGCCGGGUGGUUUUGGCUGAUUUCGAUCUGGCAACAUUUCUGUCAGAAGGCGCUCAAACUACAGAUUGGGCUUGUGGCACGUUGGGAUUUCUGGCUCCAGAGAUCUACCAGGAGCGUAGGGGCGGCACUGGCGCAGAUGUUUUCGCCUUAGGCGUCGUGCUUUACUACCUUUUGACCCAGAGCUACCCCUUCCUGGGAGAUACGCGUUUCGAGACGGAGCUUGCGACAAAACUCUUCAGGCUUCCGGUUGAUCGCCCUCUGCUGCGGAUGUUUCGCAGCGAGGAUGCCUGCGACCUUGUGUUCUGGCUUCUGGAGCCUUCGCCUGCCAAACGGGCCACAGCCCGAGAUGCCUUGGAGAGCGAGUGGUUCUGCUUUCAGGAACCGGAGGGUCUUAGCCGGCUUGUUGGCGCAGAAUCGGCGGCUUCUCCACUUCUGCAGAAGUCAGAUCCUGAUUCUGCCACGCGCCUUGCACGCAGCGAUGAGGAGUGCGAGCUUGCCCGGUUACCCGAAGUCACGGCCCGAUCCUCGCAUCCAUGCCGCCCUACAGCGAAGCCUUCGACGCCUACAAAGGCGAAGAAGCAAGCCUUCCUUGAUCCGAAGAAUUUGCCAACAAGGACGCGGCGGUCGUCCUUCAAGCCUUUGGAAACCCUGGGUUCCUCAGCUCGCCAAGCUUUGGCGGUGGCUUCCAGCGCGCUGGCUUCACUCGCCAUUGGCAGGUUGCCUCAGCAAGCAAGGCUAGCAUGA
Symbiodinium pilosum is the source of this 1359-nucleotide messenger RNA. The record is from the annotation of a GenBank genome assembly. Lineage: Eukaryota; Dinophyceae; Suessiales; Symbiodiniaceae.